CAUAGGUUUUAUUGUCCAUGCCUAGCGUCAUGGAAAUAGUUACUUUGUUACAGAACGUAUAGGAAUAACCUCCAAGAAAUAGUCUAUGCUUUGCUUUAAUCGCAGACCCUAAUAAUUUGCUAAUAAUGCUUCAUCUUUUUUGUAUUGAAGGAAACAGAUCAAGAUACACAAGAACCUGUUUAGCGGGGGAAAUGGAGCAAGUCCAAGGAAUGUCGAUCAAGACCAGAAUGCACUAGUCUGGGAUAUCAUUACUCAUCUCUCUCCGCGCUGAAUGGUUUCUUCCACCCGGGGCACUUUGUCUUUGUGCUGGAAACAAAAUAUUUUGAUAAUGUUUGACCACGUCGGUGGGAUGUACAGCAAGUCUGUGUUCGAGGACGUUAUCACGCAAGGAUAACAAUCAAACUAUUCUUCAGGAUUACAACGAAUAGACGAAUGUUUGCAAUUGCGUCUUGGUGAAAACGAGUUUUCGGAUGAACCGGUGUGUCAUUGCUGGUGUGAUGCAUGGACUGAGGAGUUACAAGUUGCGAUAGCCAACAAGUUAAAUUGCAGUUUCAAGUAUCGAAGGUAAAGCUUGGAUAUCCUCAAUAGAAACAAAGAAAACGUUUAGGCUAAUGGGACAUAAGGCUAUCGAUAGGAAUAUGGUAUUGAUGUAGUAGGCAGUGGGUGCAUGGCAUGUGGUAUUAAGCAAUUUAUCCAGUUUGGAAUUGAUAUUUGCAGUAAGAAUACCAAAGUAAAUAGCCCAUAUUCCUUGUUAAUUGUAUGUGUACAGGAAUGGAUUCUCACAACCACUGAAAACCAUUUGCAAUUCGAUGUUACUGCUUUUGUAUGCAGUCCACAGGCCUACUAAAAAGAUGGACAAGAUUCUUGGCACAGUAUAGAAAACAACCCCGGACACUUGUGUAAUCGAGUCGUAGAUAUACGCAGCUUGAUACUGCACUAGAUGUUUUUUUGGGGAGUAAAACCAGAUAUAGCACUAAGGUUAUUAUCGUGUUAUAGUGCAUGAGCACAGCUCAGUAUUUAUGCCAUUUGACAGUUGUUGUGGCAUUCCAGCACAAUACCAUUAGAUUUACAUAACUCUUUCACACCAUUUCUUAUUGAUUCAAACAAGUGUUGGGUGACUACAGUUGAAAUGAGCUGAAAUAGUAGGGCUUUAGUUCAACAAUUUAGACAUCACCUAUUUGCGUGUUAAAAUGUUGUGCUCAAGGGUAGCAGCGUCACAAUGGUUUUAGGCGGCGUGUGCAUAUGAUUUUCAUCAGAGAGUCAAAAUGUCGAUGAAAGGCAAGGCACUCUACACUUUCCAAAGUGAAAACAAAGAGGAGAUCAGCAUACAGGAGAAUGAGGAACUGGUUAUCUUUGACGAUAACUCUGUAGAUGGCUGGUUACAAGGGGAGAACAGUAAAGGACAGAGAGGUCUCUUCCCGGCCUCUUACGUGGAAGUAAUCCGCCCUCGUUCCAACUCCAACCUGACAGACUGCUCCAUAAGCCCGGUGGGUUCUCCAGGCAAUGACUCCUCAUAUUUCCCCUCCGCCCCAAACACGCCCUUUCUCAUGCAACAAGGUUACUAUGACGACGAUGAUGAUGACUGGGAUGAUUGGGAUGACAGUUCCACAGUGGUGGACGAUGAUGGCCGCAGUGGCGCAAAUGGACAUUCCCAUCAGAGCCCCCACUCCAACAACCCCAAUGUCCACUAUCGAGCCAAACCUUACAUGGAGAGGCAGGACAGCAUCUCCAGCUCGCGGAAGGGCAGUAUGGUGGGCAGGAACUUGAACCGAUUCUCCAGCUUUGUCCGCUCAGGAGUGGAAGCUUUUGUGUUGGGCGAUGUGCCCAUGAACGCUAAGAUAGCGGAGUCGUACACCAUUGAGAUGGGCCCCAAAGGGCCUCAAUGGAAAGAAAGCCCCACACCUUUCUCUUGCUCCAUCGAGGACCCUACCAAGCAGACCAAGUUCAAAGGCAUCAAGACCUACAUAUCGUACCGAGUGACCCCAAGCCACAAUGCGAGGCCUGUGUACCGGCGUUACAAGCACUUCGACUGGUUGUACAACCGUCUACUGCACAAGUUCACCGUCAUCUCCGUGCCCCACCUGCCCGAGAAACAGGCAACAGGGCGCUUCGAAGAGGACUUCAUCGAGAAGCGCAAGAGGCGGCUAAUCCUCUGGAUGGACCACAUGACCAGCCACCCGGUCCUGUCGCAGUACGAGGGCUUCGAGCACUUCCUCAUGUGCGCCGACGACAAGCAGUGGAAGCUGGGCAAACGGCGUGCAGAGAAGGACGAGAUGAUGGGCGCGAACUUCAUGCUCACCUUCCAGAUCCCAAAUGAGCACCAGGACCUGCAGGAUGUGGAGGAACGUGUGGACUCCUUCAAGUCCUUUGCCAAGAAAAUGGAUGACAGCGUCAUGCAGCUUACGCAUGUGACCUCAGAACUGGUGCGGAAGCACCUCGGAGGCUUCCGGAAGGAAUUUCAGCGGCUGGGGAACGCCUUCCAGAACGUCAGUCAGGCAUUCAUGCUGGACCCUCCCCACUGCUCGGACGCCCUCAACACCGCCAUCUCCCACACGGGACGUACUUACGAGAACAUUGGGGAAAUGUUUGCGGAGCAACCUAAGUAUGACCUCUUCCACAUGCUGGACAAACUGUCACUCUACCAGGGCCUACUCGCCAACUUCCCGGACAUUAUUCAUCUACAGAAAGGUGCGUUCGCCAAGGUCAAAGAGAGUCAGCGGAUGAGCGACGAAGGGAAAAUGGACCAGGACGAGGCAGACGGAGUGCGUAAACGCUGCCGGACAGUGGGAUUCGCUCUACAGGCUGAGAUGAACCACUUCCACCAGCGCCGCGAGGUGGACUUCAAGGAGAUGAUGCAGGCCUACAUCAAACAGCAGAUCGCCUUCUACCAGCGCGUGGGCCAACAGCUGGAGCGUACCCUGCACAUGUACGACAACCUGUAGAGGCUGGGCUUGUCAUCAGCCCUGACGUUAUCCUUUUGAUCCGAAAUGGCCGCCCAGUUCAACGGGGCCUCUUCAGGGGUUGUCAAAAAGCCUAGUGGAAAUAGAGACAUCCCACUGGACACACACUGGUUGUUUAAAUUUAAUUUGUCAAUGUAUUGUGACGUGGAAAAUACAUUGGAUUUGAACAAAGUUUUCUUAAUUGAAAUUAGGGUAAAACUUCAACUUAACUAUAUAGACUUAACCUGAUUAACAGGUUGUUAUAUCAGUCUAAUUUCAACAUAAUCAUCAUAACAAUUAAAUACGUGGAAAUUGCGUUGAAAAUUCCACGUAGAAAUGUACAAAAUCUUCAACUUUGGGUGGUUGAAAUGAUGUUGAAUUUCAUAUUUGAUUAGACAUAUGUUAUUUGAACUUGUUUCAAUGCUGAUAGUAAAAUGGUAUGUUUGAAUCAACAUCAUUGUUUCAACGUCAUGCCAUCAACCUAAAUAGAUGUAUAUUGAAAUAAAAUGGUAAGCCACAGUCCAACGAUUCCUGCCUGAACAUUGACCCCUACGGAGAGGUAAUGCACUUCAGUGAAACAAGUCUACCAUACAGAUGCCUUCCUCUAUGUACCCUGCUUAGCUUUAGAAACAAGCUGUGUUCAGUUCAGCUGACCUAUCAUGUCAACACAGUUAGACAUUGGUCAGCUUCCAUACACUUUUGCAUAGACUACCUAAAUACCAUUGAAUAGUUGAAAGUAACUCCUCUAACUUUUCUUACACUAGCUGUAUGUGAAAGUAAGUUUGGAGUGAGGUUGGGUUUAUUAUGUAAGCUACAUUGACAUCUGAUUUUCCCAAAGGCCACCAUCAUUUCAACGCUAGGUAUACUGUCAUUCAACCAUGGCUGAUUGGAUCUUUGGAAGUUUAGAAGUAUAGAAGUAGUUACCAUUAGCCUUAUAAUUAGGAUGCCGAAUGUACCUCUUUAUUUCAGUGCAUGACAUGAAGUUGAAACUGACGUUGAUUCAAACAUACAAUUUUACAAGGUCAAAUGAAAUAUGUCUAAUCAAAUAUAAAAUUCAACAUCAUUUCAACAGUGUUGGGGAAUCUGCUCUGAAAAUAUAGGGAAAGGGAAAGGGGGACUCCUAGUCAGUCGUACAACUGAAUGCAUUCAACUGAAAUGUGUCUUCCGCAUUUAACCCUCUGAAUCAGAGAGGUGCGGGGGGCUGCCAUAAUAAUAUAGUUUACCAAGCUACCAAUUACUUCACACUGGAAGAAGUUAAGCUACACUAAAGCUACCCUUAAGAAAAAUAUAGUUUACUUGACUAAGGUUACUUUGAAAAAGUAGUUCACUACAUCCAAAGUACAUUCAGAAAAAUUAUUGUAUGUAAAUUUGAAAUGUCAUAGAGUACAAAUUGCAAGAACAGUUCACUUUGGGGUCAUACAUUAUUGGAAUAUGUAAUUUUAAUAGAAUAUGUAAGUUUCAAGUGAGAAUUUGGCAGGUCUGAUGCCGAAACCCCCCCCAAAUAUUUCCUACUUCACCCAUAUUUUAUUUUAUUUUUUAGCAAAAAGAGUCAUGUGUAGUUUCAGUUGUUAUCUACACCACUGUGUGGCAAAAAAGUAAUUACCUACUGAUUUGACUUUGACUAGUUCAACUACCACAUAGCUACUUCAAAUAUAGUUAAAUUACUAGUUGAACUACAUGUAGUUCGCUACUCCCCAACACUGAAUUUCAACCACCCGAUAUACACUUAGUGUACAAAACAUUAGGAACACCUGGUCUUCCAUUACAUAGACUGACCAGGUGAAAGCUAUGAUCACUUGUUCACUCCUCUUCAAUCAGUGUAGAUGAAAGGGAGGAGACAGGUUAAAGAAGGAUUUUUAAACCUUGAGACAAUUGAGACAUGGAUUGUGUUUGUGUGCCAUUCAGAGAGUGAAUGGGCAAGACAAAAGAUUUAAGUGCCUUUGAAAGGGGUAUGGUAGUAGGUGCCAGGCGCACUGGUUUGUGUCAAGAACUUAGGGUAAAAGGGAGGGGGGCGAUAUAACUCAAUAUUAGGUAGGUAUUCCUAAUGUUUUGUACACUUAACCUGGAUGAACAUAGGAUUAUAUAUAUAUUUUUUACGGUUCUAUGUGGAAUUUUCAAUGCAUUUUCAACGUAUACAUAGUUCUGAUGAUUAUGUUGAAAUUAGAUUGAUGUAACAAUCUGUUAGUCAGGUUAAGUCAUUGUAUUUAAGUUGAAGUUUUGCCAUUUCAAUGCUUACAACGCUGGUUGAAAUGAGAUGAAAUCAGUACUGUUUGAUUACUUUUUGUAUUUUCCACAUUGAUUCCACGUCACAAUACGUUGACAAAUGGUAUUGAAACAAUGUUGAUUCAACCAGUGUGUGCCCAGCUGUAGCUGGAAAAGUUUAUCUGUUUAUUCUUUCUUCAUGGUGGACCAUGAUAGUCACACAAACCCUGGCUUGAAAGAAGAGAGUGGUUGCUGAGGUUGCUGCCUUAUAAAGAUUACUUUCUGUUUAUUGUGACUUGAAUAUGGGCCAAGUGGUUCAUAGACUCGGACAGAAAGAGGGCAUGUUCUUGAAGAGGCUGGGGAAGCCAGUUUGUGCACUUCACGUAAUAGUCACUUUCCAGGCUGAAAUUCGGAGUCUAAGUUCUUUGUUUCAAGGGACUUACACCAUUGUCUUCUUCAUAAAUCCACCAAUUUUGCUAUGUUAUGACCAACAUUUUUUGUUGUUGUAUACAAUACCAUCUAUUUAAGGUGUUUGCAACAAAUCUUAAUACGUUAAUUGAUAGGUGGCAUUUAAGAAUUCUCUGUAGAGGGUCAAAGAUAGGCAUGUGUAGCCUUAAGCAGACGGUAGAAACUGAACUCCUUUAGUGUAAUGUAUGAAACCAUGACCAUGCCAUGCCAGAGUCCAUGCCAUCUCCUCCCGUUGUUUCUCAGAGUAAGGGCUUGAAUGCUCAGGUGUUCACUGCAAACGUGUUACCUUAAUGUAUUUUCUUGAGAUAGCUCUCCAUACAAGCCAUGACUGUGCCUGUCGGCGGCUUUUAAAGUUCCAAGAGGCAGCAGCUGCACUACAUAGCUUAAGAUAAUUAACAUAAUGUAAUUAAUGUUACUUUUUCCUGUGGUCCCUGUAAGUGCCUUAAGGAGCCGAGGCAUUUUAGUGUGAUUUUCUAAACAAAUGUCUUCACCUGCUUCUUUGCCCAUUUGAGGAGAAACAGGCCUUUGGAAUCAGUUGUGCUCCAGUUGAGUUUGCACAGGAGCUUUGUACCCGUCGAUCAUGGUGUGUGUGCGUGCGUGCAUGCCUCCGUGCGAUUGUAAUUUGUUGGGUUAUUGGUACACUCCUUGUUCUUUCUGUUGCAACAAACAUUUGGCCAGCAGUCUUGAAGUUGGAAGUACUUAAUGUUACAGUAAGUGUAAACAAGGAGUAAUCACCCCCCUUAUUUGAGAAACAUUGAACAUAGUGUUCUUCUCUGAACUGAAUUAUUACCGCACCAAUUUCAGUGUUGAUUACCAAAUCAUUUAAGUUGUUCCAGUCAUAUAACACAUGGAUUUUAAUAGGAGCCAUCUUGUGAGACUUUAUAGAGAUCUGUGGUUUGUUUGACCUAUCUUUAGAACUAUUAUGAAUCUAAGAGGUUAAGACAGACACUGCUUCAGAGUGAAAGCAUUGCCUCAAGAACAGUCAAGUAAAUUAUUAAAUACGGAGCACUAACUUGUUCACAAUUAAGGCAUUGCUUGAAUAGUUACUUGAGUUAACGGUCCAUUCACAUGCUUUAAUUGGCUUUUCCCAAGUACCGUUAAAUAAUACAGUACUCUACUCAGGGUGUUUAUUCUGAUUAUGGAAUAUUGAAGUAUAAAUGUUUAGCACAGACCCCAAAGAGAUCUCCUGACAUGUAUUUCCAUUCACCUCAAUUUGACAGGACAAAAACCAAUCACCAAAAUAACAAUACUGUAAGUUAUUGGAUGAUGCCCUUUUUUUCCAGUAAUACUUGAGACCAUUGUUUCAGUAAAUAAACAAAGACUGUCCUGCAUUACCUUCUAAGUAAACCACAAAAGUCUGACUCUGUCUAUGACUCAGUACUGAGUGUUGUCUCAAUGGCUGUUCCACUUCCAACGUACAUUCCAGGGUAUGGGUAGAUGUUAAAACCAGGUGUUUCACAACCCUUCUUUUGAAAUGUCCUCAUCUUCUCGCCUGUUUUUUUUUUAUUGUACAAAGACCAAAGUAUCACUCUUUAGCACUCAGUUUCAAAUGAAAUGAAAGGGUCUCUCAAUAAAUAGCUGACCAUACAUAGGAGGUGGUCGAGUGUUGGCUGUCUUCAAUAGUUUUCUUAUUGAAACGGUCACAUUUUGAGGAGAUGGGUCUGACAACCUCUGUGGAAAGAGACUAACAGGGCAAAAGGAGAAGGAAUAUUCAGGGGAAAAGGACUGGAAAUGAUUCCAUGUGAACUGUUACUCACCUACUCUGACUGCCACUGGCAGUGCGAAUGGUAAUGUAAGGACAUGUUGACAAACUGUAUGGCUGGUGGAAGGACACUGAGUCUCACAUGGAUGAUUCUGGCUUAACGAGGAUGUGUGAGACUGAGACUGGGACUGGCAUGAUGAGACCUAUGGUUCUGUUAUAUUUUCCUAUAUUGAAAUACGCACUGUCUUAGGUUUUUGGCACGAGGAACGAUGUCACUAAGGGAGGCUCUGAAAGUCUUAAUAAAAGCUAUCAUGCUGAUUCUGAUUUUUAA
Messenger RNA from Salmo salar (Atlantic salmon), 7642 nucleotides. RefSeq names its product sorting nexin 33 (gene snx33). Lineage: Eukaryota; Metazoa; Chordata; Actinopteri; Salmoniformes; Salmonidae. Gene Ontology annotation, cellular component: plasma membrane; cytoplasmic vesicle. Gene Ontology annotation, biological process: protein transport; plasma membrane tubulation; cleavage furrow formation. Gene Ontology annotation, molecular function: phosphatidylinositol binding; protein binding. The record is from RefSeq and is a predicted model, not a curated record.